This is a messenger RNA of Anoplopoma fimbria (sablefish), 7517 nucleotides long. Its product is annotated as desmoplakin-A-like. Gene Ontology annotation, molecular function: structural molecule activity. Gene Ontology annotation, cellular component: intermediate filament; cytoskeleton; intercalated disc. NCBI's taxonomy places the organism in Eukaryota, Metazoa, Chordata, Actinopteri, Perciformes, Anoplopomatidae. The record is from RefSeq and is a predicted model, not a curated record. Gene Ontology annotation, biological process: skin development; cell-cell adhesion; intermediate filament cytoskeleton organization.
GUUUCGUAAACCCAGCAAGGUGUGGUUUCUAUCCAAAAGCGGCCAGCUUCCGUCUAUUCACAGCAGACCAUUAUCUGCGCAACAGUCGGGAGACGGGGAGGGGAGAGGUGCGCGGUGUGUUUGCUCUGUCUGGACAGCGGAGCGGAACCGACCAGAGACUUUCGCAGAAGACGAAAACAAUUAAACAAGGCAACAACUCGGCCGACAUGAGUAUGUACGGCUCCAGCUCAAAGCUGGCCACCAUGGGCCAGAGAAGUAACUCGCGACAGGACUUGGCGAAUGCGAGUUUUCGAAACGACGUGUUCGUCGGUGGAAACGGCUUCCAUGGAGACUACCAAGCGGGGGACGGCUUGACCUCCUUCACCACCUACUCCAGGACCUCCAUGCACGGCGGAGGGGGACAGAAGGUGUCCACCAGCAUGGGUGGAGGCGGUGGAAUGAAUGCACAGGCAAUCCAUCAAAAAUCGUUGUUCCUGACAAGCCAGUGCCAGGAAUACCUGCAGAGAGCAAAGUUGAUCCUCCAUGGUGGGGGUCCAGCUGUGGAGGCAGACAAACUGUUGAGCAUGGCUGCAGAGAGCAUGGAUCAGCUGACAGUCUUUGGCAGAGAGCUGCAGCAAAUGCGUAUUCCCAAUGACCUCUCCAGAAACGUAGAGCAGUUCCAGCACAUGCAUGCUGGGCUCCAACAGCAAUUAGUCGGUGGUAUGACCAUCAGACGAAACCGAGGCAGCGUGGGCUCCCUCGAAGGGGGGAGGAUCUAUAAUGAUGCCAUGGGCUGGAUCGCUCAACAGAAGCGCAUGAUUGAGACGGCUCCAUGGGGAGAUGACGCCGAAACAAUAGAAAAGCAAAUCCAAAGCCACAACAAAAACCACAGCUCCAUCCAGAGGAGCCAGGAAGUAGACCGUGCCAGAGAUGAACUGAACGUGAGGGGCGACAAGUACAACCUGUCCAUGCUGGAACAAGAAUGGGAGAGCCUGCAGAAAAUGUCCCACAGCCGCGUGCAACAGCUGCGUGAGCUCCAGGGCAUCAUCAAUGAGAUCUCCCGAGCCAUCAUGUGGGUGAACGAGAGAGAGGAGGAAGAGCUCAUGUUUGACUGGGGUGACAAGAACAUCGACCAGUACAUCCCCAGGAAGCAGGAGAGCUACUCGGACCUGAUGCGGGACCUGGAGGAGAAAGAGAAGGAGCUAAACAAGCUGAAGGUGAAAGCAGAUGGACUCCUGAACAACAACCACCCCGCCUCUGAUAAGAUUGAUGCCUACAUGGACACCUUACAGACCCAGUGGAGCUGGCUUCUCCAGAUCACCAAGUGCAUCGACACUCACCUGAAGGACAACGCGGCCUACAGCCAAUUUUUCAAGGAGGCCAACGAGACCCACGCCAAGCUGCAGAAAGAGUACGACUCCAUCAGAAACAAGUUCACGUGUGACAAGAACACCCCGCUGGAUAACCUCAAUGAACUCCUGAGAAACCUGGAGAGAGAGAAGGAGCGCGUAAUGGAGAAUAAGAGGCAGGUCCAAAGUCUGGUCAACAAAUCAAAGUCCAUUGUCCGGCUGAAACCUCGCAACCCUGAGGAGAAAACCACCAGCCCCGUCAUGGUCCAGGCCAUAUGUGACUUCAAACAAGACCAGAAGGGGAUUUUAAAAGGGAACGAAGGCAUCCUGAAGGAUAACUCGCAGCGCAGCAAGUGGCUGGUGACGGGACCCGGAGGUCUGGACAUGUUGAUCCCCUCUGUGUGUCUGAAGAUCCCCCCACCCAACCCGCUCAGCAUCGGCCUUGCCAACAAGAAUGAGCAGUAUUAUGACGCCAUCAUGAGCAGCUGGAAUCAGCUCUUCAUCAACAUCAAGAGCCUCAUCUCGUGGCAAUACUGCCUCAGAGACAUGAACUACAUCAGCUCCCUCACUGUCAGCAUGCUGUCUAAGAUGCGUCCUGAUGAGUACCGCAGUAUCAUCAAAAGACUGGAGACUCACUACCAAGAGUUCCUGCGUACCAGCCAAGGUUCUGAGAUGUUUGGGGAAGAGGACAAGAAAACUAUCCAGGGCCACUUUGAUAAAGCCCAGACCCACUAUGAUACCCUGAUUAUCCAGCUGCCUACAGAUGGAGGGGAGAAGACUGAACCCCCAAAACCGGAACCCAGCAAGCCGUCUUCCAAGAUCCCAAAGACCAAUGUCCCAACCAGCUCCACCCUCAGCCUCACCCUGCUCAGCAGCCUGCAAAAUCUUCGAUGCAGGCUGGAGCUGGCGGAGUCCGGUCUGACCAGUCAUCUCCACGUUCCCCUCGGGGACAACGGUGUGCACGAGUGCUCAGUGCACAUCCAGAAGCUGCAGACUGUGCACCAAGACUUGGACUCCAUUCACGAUGAGUACCUGCUACUAAGAGAAAAGAUCCUAAAGCAGCUGGAGGGGAUACCUGCCGACUCCGAGCAAGCCAAGUUCCUCCGCUCUGAACUGGAAAUCAUCAACCAGAAACUGGGAGGCCUGCAGGGUCUCUACCCAGCCUACGUAGAAAGGCUGUCAGCUCUUAAGGCCUUGCUCCAGAGCCUUCUCCAGGCUGAGGAUAUUGUUAAAGUCCAUGAGGCCCGGCUGACAGAGAAGGAGACCACCUCUAUGGACCUUCGGGAGGUGGAAAACUAUCGGAGCACGCUCAAGCAAAUGAAGAGCGAUCUGGAGCAAAAAAGAGACCUGCUGACAGCUAUGGAGUCUGACCUGGCUAAAGCUGUGCACUGGAAUGGUCAAAUCUCAGAGUCCUUCCACAAGUGUGACGUGGACUUGUCCAAGUACUCGGACCUGGUGGGUCAGAUGUCUGACCGCUGGCGCCGCAUCCAAACCCAGAUUGAACGCAGAGGGUGGGACUUGGAGAAGCAGGAGAAACAGCUGAAUCAUUAUCAGCAGAGCAGCACUCUCCUGCAACAGUGGAUAAACGAUGCCAGGAAGCGCCAGGACACGCUCCAGGCGGUGAAACUCAGCGACAUCCAGACUCUGAUGGACCACCUCAACCAGCAGAAGGCCCUUCACACUGAAAUUAAAGGAAAGCAGGAGAAAGUAGAGGUUGUGCAGAAAAACGCGGACACCUGCGCUGGCUCCAUUAAGGACUACGAGCUGCAGCUGGCUUCCUACAGUUCAGGCCUGGAAACUCUGCUUAAUAUUCCUGUCAACAGAACGAUGUUGCAGUCGCCCGCUUCUGUGGUCAGACAAGAGGCGGCUGACCUCCAGUCUCAAUACAUAGAGCUGCUCACCCGCUCUAGUGACUACUACAGGUUCCUAGGGGAGCUGCUGAAGAACAUGGAAGAGCUGAAGAUCAGGAACACCAGGAUCGAGUUGAUGGACGAGGAACUGAAGCGUCUGAAGGACGACAUCCAGGAUCGCAACCAGAAAAACAAGUCUCUGGAGGAUACUUUGGACCGCUACAAGCUGGAGCUCAGUCAGUCACAAGAACAGCUCUGUUCUAUGGAGGAAGUGAAGAGAUUCACGGCAAUAAAAGUUAACGCGACCAAGGAGAGCCUGGACAGCACACACAGCCAGCUCCAAGAUCUGAAUGAAGAGCUGAUCCGUAUCAAGUACCAGCUGGAUGAAGAAAAGAGGAAAAGAAGGUUGGCAGAGGAGCGCUACACCAGCCAGCAAGAGGAGUAUGAGGGGACUGUUCGUCGCAGACAGAAAGAACUGGAAGAACUCAACUGGAGCAAGAUUGACUUGGAAAAGUCUGUGAAGGACAAGGAACGUGAACUGGAGAGGAUGAAGACACAGCUGGACGAGGAAGGGGCACGUCGACGAAACGCUGAAUCAGAUAUAUCAAAGAUAUCCAUGAGGAUGCAUGAUUCCCAAAGCCAGUACAGCGACCUACUGCUGGAGAGGGACAAUUUGAUAACCAAGCUUAAACUGCUGGAGCAAGACAAGACUCGUCAGCUGCGCAUAGAGGACGAGCUCACUCGCAUCAAGCUCACACUAGAGACCGAGCUCCGCAACAAGCAGCGGCUGCAAGAUGAAAAGAGUACCGUCCUUAAGGAUUUCAACUAUAUGAAGAGCCAGUAUGAGCUGAGAGAAUGCCACAUCAAGAAGUUUGAAUCAGACAGAGACCAGGCUGAUCGGGAAAGGCUCAACCUGAAGAACGAGAUCGAGAAGCUCAUGAGGGAGCUUAAGACUGUUGAGGAGAGGUACAAGAGUCGUCUGAUGAUCUCUGAAAAGGAGGCUUCAGACCUGGCUCUCAAGAGAAUUGCCCUGGAGAAAGAGAUACAGAGGCUGCAGAAGAUCGAUCCAUCCAAGCUGAUAUUUGAAGGGGUGCGUCACAAAGUCACCGCCCACCAGCUUUGCGACUGUGGCAUAAUCAGUAAAGCCACACUAGACCAGCUCCUAAAGGGAAAAAAGAGCGUGGAUGAGGUAGCUGUGGACAUCCAGCUUAGUCUAAAGGGCACCGGCAUCAUUGCUGGCAUGACAACAUGUAACCAAGGGAAAAUGCCAUUCACUGAAGCAAAAACCAAGAAUCUCCUCAGCAAAGAAAGUGCCAUCAUGCUUCUGGAAGCUCAAGCUGCAACUGGCUACAUAGUGGACCCCGCAUUUAAUGAAAGGAUGCCUGUAGAUACUGCCUGCUCAAGAGGGAUCGUAGACACCGAAGACAGGGACACCCUGGUGACAGCUGAAGCAGCUAGCACAGGCUUCAAAGAUCCAUACAGUGGCAAAGUGUUGUCUGUGGGUCAGGCUUGCAAACAGGGCCGCGUCAACAAAGACACAGCCAUCCGCUUGCUCCAGGCUCAAGAGUCUGUGGGAGGCAUAUUGGACCCUGUUCUGAGUGUGUUCCUUCCAAGAGACCUGGCCUUGGAUCGCAAUCUUAUUGAUGAGGAUCUCUACAGGGCUUUGGGCAAAAACCCGCGCUACCUGGAGCCGUCAACUGGAGAGAAGAUAACCUAUAAUGACCUUAGGAAGAAGUGUACAGUGGAACCUGUUUCUGGCCUGCUUCUGCUCCGUGGUCCGGAAAAGGCCAUGACAGUGAAGGGUCUCCGUGGCGAAGUCCCUGUUGAUGAGCUCAUCAAAUCCGACCUGCUGGAUGAAACUGAUUUGGCGAAGCUCAAACAGGGCAAGCUCAGCAGCAGAGAAAUUGAAGACAAGCUAAAGUCCUAUCUCUAUGGCUCUACCUGCAUUGCGGGGAUCUAUGAUGAAGCCAAUGAGCGCAUAAUGCCCUUCUAUCAAGCAAUGAGGGAAGGCCUGCUCAUGAGAGGAACCACCCUGGAGCUCCUUGAGGCCCAAGCGGCUUCUGGCUUCAUUGUUGAUCCAGUCAACAAUGUGUUCUUGACAGUAGAGGAGGCCUCAAAGAGAAGCCUAAUAGGAAAUGAGUUUAAGAAUAAGCUUUUGUCUGCAGAGAAGGCCGUAACUGGAUACAAAGACCCAUCCACAGGAAAGACAAUCUCCCUCUUCCAGGCUAUUGAGAAAGAUCUUAUUGAGAAAGGUCAUGGAAUCCGUCUUCUGGAGGCCCAAAUUGCCAGCGGCGGAAUUAUUGACCCCAAAGCGAGCCACCGUAUUGAUGUUGCUGUCGCCUACACAAGGGGAUAUUUUGAUGAGGAGAUGAAUGAGAUCCUUAGUUAUGAAGGAGAUGACACAAAAGGGUUCUUUGACCCUAAUACUAAGGAGAACCUGACCUAUCUUCAGCUUAAGGACAGGUGCAUGACAGAUCCCAAGACAGGCCUCAUACUCCUGCCGCUCAGAGACAAGAAUAAGCCCAAGAAGUCACAGGAGAGCCGCAGCAAUGUCCUUCGCAAGAGGCGAGUUGUGAUCGUUGACCCAGACACUGGGCUGGAGAUGUCAGUGAGGGAGGCCUAUCACCGGGAGCUAAUUGACUAUGACACUUUCCUGGACUUGUCCGAGCAGGAGUGCGAGUGGGAGGAAAUAACUAUCAAGGGCUCUGAUGGCUCUGCACGUUUGGUGAUAGUGGACAGGAAAACGGGAACCCAGUAUGACAUCCAGGACUGCCUGAAACGCAGUGUCAUCGAGCAGAAGUCUUUGGAUCAGUAUCGUGCCGGAACACUUACGUUGACCCAGUUCGCUGACCAAAUAACCAGCAGAACCAGCAGCAUUGAGAUGACCAUUGCGGCCAGCAAUGUUGAUGACAUGGUCACCUGCAGCAGUCCCACCCAGCUCGCGCCUUCUUCUCCUACUGUUCGUAAACGCUUCAACAGUAUUUCGAUCACUGUUUCCCCCCCUGAGAUGUUUGAUGACCACAGCCCUGUGGCGGCUAUAUUCGACACAGAGACCUUGGAGAAAAUCACUUUGUCAGAAGCGCUCCGAAGAGGCCUCGUUGACACUAUUACAACCCAGAGGCUCCUGGAGGCCCAGACAUGCACAGGUGGUAUUAUCAACCCCGCCACCGGUGAGAGAUUGUCGCUACAGGAUGCUGUCCAUCAGAGUGUCAUCGAUGACAGCAUGGCCUCAAAGCUGAAACCUGCCCAGAAAGCCUAUGUUGGUUUUGAGGAUGUGAAGACUAAGAGGAAGAUGUCCGUAGCAGAGGCAGUGAAGGAGACGUGGUUGCCCUAUGAAGCGGGCCAGAGAUUUUUGGAGUUUCAGUACCUGACCGGAGGCCUGAUAGAGCCCGGCAGUGGACGACGUGUCACCAUCGAAGAAGCUAUCCGCACAGGUUGGCUGGACGGUCAAGGGGCCCAGAAGCUUCAGGAUACACGGAACCACAAGAAGAACCUGACCUGUCCCAAGACCAAACUGAAGAUCUCCUACAAGGAAGCCAUGGACAGCUGCAUGGUGGAAGAAAGCAAUGGUAUGAAGAUGCUGCAGGCCUCCUCAAUGUCCACCAAGGGAAUCAGCAGCCCUUACAAUGUCUCCAACCCAGGUUCUCGCUCUGGGUCCAGGGCUGGGUCCCUAGCCAGCUCCAGGAAUGGAUCUCGUAGAGGCAGUGUGGAUUAUUCCUCCACUUUCAGCUAUAGCUUCUCCUCCAACAGUGCCAUAUAGUGCUAUAACAUAUAGUGCUAUAACUCCAACACUUAAUCUUAAUACACAGCAUAAAAAACGAAUAAUACUAGACUAGUUAUUACCAGCAGUUCCUAUGUAAUAUGAGUAUUUUUGUAAUACUUUGCUUUUCUAAAUGUUUUUCUGCUACCUUUUAACUAUGAGAUUUUGGGAGUUUUUAAAUACUGUAUCUGAUUCAGAAUUCAUUUAAAUGUUUUGCUUAAGUGCAGUUUUUGGUGUUUUGGUGUUUCAAUAUUCAAAUGAAUAGAGAGUAUGAUUACUACUUCUAAAGCAUAUAUGCUGAUUGAAUAUAUUUGUCAUUGCUCAUUUUAAUAUAUGGCUUUUUUAGAAUUUAACAAUGUGUUAUUAGAAAAUAUGCUUGUUCACCUCAGCUUCAGCAUGCAGUCAAAAUUAAGUUUCAUAAUGUUUAUUGUUUAUUUGCAUCUUGACUUAUGUAUGUUUUAAUUUUUUUAAAGAUUUCUUUUUUAAUUGCAAUUGCUAAAGUUUAGCUUAAAGUACUGACUUACAAUCUAAUGAUCACCAAUGACAAUUCCUUGUCACUAAAAUGUUAUUCUCACCUGA